AUGAAAAUCCUCAUCACUGGCGCCGGCGGCUUCAUCGGGCAAUUCCUCGCCCGCAAGCUCUUGGAAGAUCCCUCACAUACUCUCGUGCUCACCGACGUGAUCGAAUGCCCCAUACCUAAAGGCUCUGCAAACCCCAAAAAUGCAACAGUCGUCAAAGCCGACCUCCUCGCCGACCAAUCUGUCAUCACAUCCGACCUCAAUGCCAUCUACAUGUUCCACGGCAUCAUGUCCGCGGGCAGCGAAGCCAACUUCGACCUGGGCUUGAAGGUCAAUCUUGAAGCCACCAAGAUCCUGCUCGAGACCAUUCGCCAAAGGUGUCCCGGCAUUAGAGUGAUCUUCUCUUCCUCGCAGGCAGUGUACGGCCGCCCCUUCCCGGACACGAUCACCGAGGACGUCUUCCCCACGCCAGAGGGAAGCUACGGCGCGCAGAAACUCAUGUGUGAGAUCCUAAUCAACGACAUGACGCGGAAGGGGUAUAUCGAUGGACUUUCGCUGCGCUUCCCAACCAUCUCCGUACGACCAGGCAAGCCAACCGCUGCAGCAAGCAGCUUCAUCAGCGGCAUCAUCCGCGAGCCUCUCGAGGGCAAAGAAUGUGUGGUCCCAGUCAAAGACCGCUCCUUCCCAAGCUGGGUGUGCUCGCCCAAAACACUUAUCAACAACCUCGUGCACGCGCUCACACUUCCUCGGGAUUGCCUGCCGAGUCACAAGCGGACGGUGAACGCGCCGGGCCUGUUGGCGACCGUGCAGGAUAUGAUGGACGCGUUGGCCAAGGUGGGUGGAGAGGAUAAGUUGAAGUAUAUCAAGGAGGUAGACGAUGAGGAUCUGGGCAAGAUUUUGUAUUCGUGGGCGUGGAAAUUUGAUAAUAAGUUGGCGCUGGGGCUGGGGUAUAAGCCUGAUACGAGUUUCGAGCAGGCGGUGAGGGAUUAUGUGGAGUUUAUGGAUGAGCAGAAGGCGCUGGCGCAAGUAUAG
Molecule: messenger RNA, 969 nt
Organism: Cyphellophora attinorum
Lineage: Eukaryota; Fungi; Ascomycota; Eurotiomycetes; Chaetothyriales; Cyphellophoraceae
Exons: 1
Coding region: 1-969 (322 amino acids)
Source: RefSeq, a predicted model, not a curated record